Messenger RNA from Coccinella septempunctata (seven-spotted ladybird), 4469 nucleotides. RefSeq names its product adenomatous polyposis coli protein-like. The transcript has 20 exons. NCBI's taxonomy places the organism in Eukaryota, Metazoa, Arthropoda, Insecta, Coleoptera, Coccinellidae. Bases 297 to 4469 code for a protein of 1390 amino acids. Gene Ontology annotation, cellular component: beta-catenin destruction complex; catenin complex; cytoplasmic microtubule. Gene Ontology annotation, molecular function: gamma-catenin binding; beta-catenin binding; microtubule binding. The record is from RefSeq and is a predicted model, not a curated record. Gene Ontology annotation, biological process: cell migration; Wnt signaling pathway; cell fate specification.
UGCUCAUCGCUAGUGCUGUGCUAGUGCUAGGAUGAGAAGUAAACAAAACAAAGUGCAAUUUAAAUUAAAAAACAGAAGACUUAAGUAUUGAGAACACUAUUAUUGUGAUAUCACAAUUUUUAUUGUAGUGGCGAAGUUGUUUAGCUCGAUUUUCUUUGUUUUAUGGUAUUGUUGAUUCAUUUGUUACUGUAAAUAUGAUGAAGCAGAGCCAUGUAAAUUUUUACAGGUACCUUUUAGAUUGAAGUGACUUCAAAAAGAAAUCUGAAGCACAAAAUCCCACUAAGAUUAAUUUAACGAUGGAGGAUUACUCAGAACCAUUGGACUUAAGUUUACCAUCUGUAAAGAUGAAAAAUAACCAUUCUAAUACAGAUUUGCCUCUUGACUUAUCCAAAAAAAGAAUUGACAAUCCCCAAAUAGUCCACUCAGGUCCAUUUUCCAAUUCAAUUAUCAAAAAUAUUCCAAACUUCAGUUGUGAUAAGAGGUCUAGGAUGCAUCAAGCCUGUGGACCCUCCAGUCUGCCUUAUAUGAAUUCAACCAAACCAAGAAAUGCCCAUUCUUGCAUCCCUGUACGAAAUAACUAUGCAGAUAACUACGAAGAUGAGCUAGAAACUUCAGAAACACCAUUCGAUUUCAGUUGUCGAUAUGCAGAGACGAAAACUUGCAAUAAUGGACAGAAAAACGAACAUUCCAAUAGCAACUAUAAGGGGAAGAAAUCCAAGAAUAAUAAUGGAAAUUUUUCUAUUUAUGCGGAGACUGAUUUAGAUCAACCUACCGAUUACUCAUUGAGAUAUGCUGAAAAUAAUCCGGAAUCUGAUGUGGAAGUUUGUGAUAAUGAAGAAAAGACUGCGACAACAGAAUUCGUAGGAGAUUCAGUUAAAACUUAUUGUACUGAGGGGACACCAUACGAAACUCCUUUCAAUUUUUCCACAUCCACGUCUAUGUCGGACCUGAGAAUUGGUGACAAAAAUUUAGCAGACGGAAUUGAUAUGAGAGAAAAGAAAAUGAAAAUGGAAAAGAGUACUCCGGAAAAUGAGAUAAGUGAUAAAAUCUCAGAAGAAGAAAUUAUAGUUACCGAUGAUCAGCCUCAAACGCCAAAAAUGAAAUCAGAGUUCAAUUCUGGCCUCACGUCCCCUGAAAAACCAAUGAAUUAUUGUGAAGAGGGUACUCCUGGUUAUUUCUCCAGGGUCAGUAGUUUCGGUUCAUUGAACUCAGCAGCCGCUGGAUCUGGAGAAGAAAAAUCAUCGGAAGACAAAGAUAAAUGCGAGGAUAGAUUGAAUACGCCGAAAAGUGACAAAAUGCAUCAGAAACUACCAGGCAGCGAAGUGAAAGUGGUCAAAUUUGAAAAUAUCGUUAACUAUUGUGAGGAAACGCCCUUGAUGUUUUCUAGGUCUAGUUCCCUUGGAUCUCUGGACAGUAUCGAGCAAUCUAUGCACGACGAUCGAAGCUCUGUGAUUUCUGAUUUUAGUCGUUUGACCAGUGGUAUCAUUUCUCCAAGCGAAAUCCCUGACUCUCCGACCCAAACUGUACCGCCAAGUCCUAAACAACGGAAAUCUUCAGAUUUAGGUGGUAUGAGGCGUCAAUCUUCGGCCCGUAGAUCUUUGCCAAUAAAAUGGAGCAUAUUUGAAGACGAUGUUACGAAAUUCAAAGAGGAAAAUACUCCGGCUCAGUUUUCUGUAGCUACCAGUUUGAGUAGUUUAACCAUCGAUGAUCACGAUGAACCGCAAAUGCAGAACAAGUCUGAACAAAAUUGCGCUAAUGGGAAUAGGAGGGAUGAACAAGAUGAGAACAUUACCAUGGCCAAAGAUAGUUUACAUGAGGAAACAGACAGAGUUUCUUUCCAUAACACAAGGGAAAAUAUGCAGAACAGAUGUUUCCCCUUGUCUGGAAGUGGACAGUUCCAAUCAAAUUUCCAAGAUUCUCCAAGUCUAGCCUACAACGAUGUUUCUUCCAAGUUACCAUCCCGGGUACUACCUCCACCCUUAUCCGCCGAAAAUAAUACCCGCACUUAUAACACUGAAGACACUCCUGCAGUAUUGAGUCGCAACGGAUCAGUCUCUGAAUUGAGUUUGAGCACCCUUUCCAUAUUGGACGAAGAACCAGCGCCAAACAGGGUUUAUCUAUCCGAAAAUAGUAGUCAGUCUUCCGGGGAGCGUAGAAAUAAUUUGGAAAAAGAAAAAUGGUCGGAAACGUCCGGUAAUAGGAUAGAGGUGGAAAAUGUGUGGGUUAGAAGGCAAUCGACGAAAAGUUCGAGUCCUUAUAGAAAUGUCGAUAAUUUACCCCCGUUCGUGGCUUCUAAAGAUGAGUGCUGCAGAUUCGCUGUAGAAGACAGUCCUGCUCAAUUUUCUCUCAGGUCUAGUCUCAGUCAUUUGACGAUAGAAAGUGAAAUGGCUUCUGGAAUUCUAGAUUUCUCACUACCGAAGGAAGCUUCUGAGUCUCCUCUUCGUGAUAAUCAAGAAAACACAGUGAAUACAGCCGAACAUGAUUUGGAACAUCCAGUGGAUGUCGUAGACAGUAAAGAGGAAUCUUCGGCUAGUUCAAAAGAUCAGGAAGAUGAGGUUGUCACAGAGAAUACUUCAACCGAUCUCUGUUCGCAUGAAGAAGAAAAUAUAAAUCCUUCAAAUGAAAAUACUCAAUCGUUUGAACUUAAAUCCGAUGAUUCCAGAUACAACAGUAUGAAGAAACGUAAAUGGAAGUGGAAGUGGCAGUUUGGAUCCGAGGAUGGUCAACACAGCGAAAGUGGAGAUAGUACACAGACCGACAGACUAUCAUCGAUAAAUAACGAAGAAUUCGACAACGGUAGAAGGGGUAGGAGUGAAAAGAAUAACGGAGGAAGUUUGGAUGCUAGUUUCAAAAAGAAAAAAUGGUGGAAGUGGAAGUUCAUUUCUAAAGAGAAGGAUCAGGCCGGUGGAGCUGCAAAUGUGCAAGAAACAGCCCAUGAUAGCGCUGUUGAUGAUGCUCAGUCCCAAAUAGCUAAUUCUUCGGAAGACAGGGAAUCGUAUUCAAAGGAAGCCGGUACACUUGAAACAAGAAAUAAAUCCAAGAGAUGGAAGUGGAAAUGGAAAUUGAAUUUCAAGGACGAUGAGAAUUCGAAAUCCGAAAAAUCUUCGUUAGGUUUGUCCAAAUUGAAGCACCAUGUUAGUCCAGAGAUCGCAAAGGAACCACUCUGUGUUAAUGAUGUCUUUCAGUCCACCGAUGGUCCAAACGAGAAGAAAUUGGUGGUCAAGUUUUUACCAGAAAAUCGAAACGGCGCAGUCUCAGAGGUUGAUGGGAAGUCCAUAGAAAUGGCCAAACCUGAUGACCAAUCUCCGAAAAAUACUAUUCGGGAUGAAGUUCGUCCUGCACCUGUAAGAGAAAAAUUAGAUACCCCAGAACCUUCGGAUUCAGAAGAUUCGGUUAUAAUCGAGGAAAUAAAUGAACUCAGUUUAUCUGAUGUAUAUCAGAAAUCCAACAAAAGGAUUGUACUGGAUCAUGCUUCGAAAUCUGAAGAAGUGGGUGGUUCAGAAAACGGUACCAGGAAAAUUAUGUGUGACGAUCAGUCUGAUUAUGCAGUUUUAGUAGAGGAAUGUAUCCAAUUGGGGAUGCCCAAAAAGAAAGCAUUAGCCAAAAAUGUACCUCUCAAUCAUUCCCCAGCCCUCAGCUUUUCCCCACAGAGAAUUAAUGGACUGGAUAAGUCGGAGCCAAAUAAAGAAAAUUGUGAUAUUUUCACUUAUAAUCGUGCAAGUGACUACGAAAUUAACGAUGAAUACAUCGAAUUAGCAAGGAAGAAUAACGGUGGAGACGUUGAUUCGAACAAAUACAUUGAAACUAAUAGUGUUCAUUCGAAUCCAAGUUAUCCAGCAGUAAGAAACGCGAACAGAAUAACGAACUUCGAUUCUUCUUCAUUGAACAGGUUUUCUCUAGGUAAAGCAAGCAGGAAUGUUUUCAACUCCAACGAUAAUAUAUUGGGAGAUAUCCCUAACCGAACUUCUGAAAAAGUCAAUAAUCCAAAUGUGAAGAGACCAAGCUAUGGUGGAUUUGACGGGGAAGGAAAAACUCCUGUUGUGACAAAAACUGAAUGUAGCAACAAACCUAAGGUGUCUGGCGAAAUUAAAGAGUUUGUGAAUGGAAGAAUAACGAAACAGGAGAUGAUCAAUUCCCAGUCGAAAAGAACUGUUCCUAAAAUGUCUGAGUCACCGUAUAACACUGGCAGAAGUAAUCUAAGUUCGUCGGAUAAAAUUAUUCCGAAGAAUACAGCACAAGCGUCGUCCCGAAGUGAAAUAUCCGUUAAGUCCGGGUGUUCCACUACUUCGGGUAAGAGUCCAGAUUUCGCAGCUCUGAUAGAAGAAUGCAUCCAGUUAGGAAUGCCUAAAAGGAGGGAAUCAUCGGAGGAGACCCUGAGUCCAACCUUAUCACCAUCAUUGAUGCAUCAGAAACAAAAUUACGCCAAGAGAUGGCCCGAAUAUUUGUCCAGAAUUUCAAACGGUAAGUGA